Molecule: messenger RNA, 6154 nt
Organism: Schistosoma curassoni
Lineage: Eukaryota; Metazoa; Platyhelminthes; Trematoda; Strigeidida; Schistosomatidae
Source: the annotation of a GenBank genome assembly
AAGAACCAUUUACAAACAUCUACGUUACAGUAAUUGUUAGUCAUGUAGGGAAGGUCUUAUUGUUAUACUUUAUAAUAUGUAUUGACAAACGGCUUAAUUUUCCGUAUGUAUGUCCGUUUUCUGGUAUCUUGGUCUAUUUUCUGUGACCUUUUAACCACAUAAAAGGGUCUGUAGCACUUUAUUUGAUGCUUAAAUAUCAAUCUGUGAAGUCUCAUGUUCUAUUAGCCUUCCGUUAACAUCUUGUUUUUCAGUCUACUUUCACGGUAAUUGUCUCAGUUAUGUUCCGGAAACUCACAACUUUAGGAUAAGUCUCACGUUCUUGUGACAUUGCUGUUGCCUAGUUAUUUUGAUCAUUAGGCAGGUACUCUUCAGUAACUUUUGGUCAUGGAAAAUGCCAUCGAUUUUUCAACUGUGCCAGUCUAUAAGCCGACGCCUACAUUGGUAGUCAUUCCCAUCCGUCAAGAAACAAAUUGGCCACCGUUUAGUUCAGUAAGAUAUGUUUAGUUACCGUGUUUCAUACGGUUCAUAUUAUUAGAAAAAGCCUUGUGAUUAAUUGGUUUUUGCACUUGUUUUCAUCGUUUAGUCAUACGGCUAAAUAUGUAUGUUGACUUAUUAGGGUGUCUAUUCUCCAAUCGAGGUAGAUUAUCUCUGAGACUAUAGUUUAUGGACGACCUUGGAUCAACGCUGAGGUGACCUUAAGAAUCCCUGCCUAGUUACUAGGGUUAAAUGAAGAUUAUAAAUCAGUGGAAGGAAUUAGUAUGUGGGUUUACAGUUAGACAUUAGGGUCAGGAAUGAGAUUUAGUGUUCUCAUCACUAACUGAUAUAAAAUGUCAAAGUGCUAUCUAACCACAAUCCAAGACCUAAGUAAUUCCAGUACGAAUCUAAAAGCUGAUUAGCCUAUACUGUUAGUGAAAUACUAGCGUACUCACAGAGGUGUUAAAAGCAUGUGACCAUGUUUCUAUUAAAACAUGGUUUGCUUGACUGUGCAAAAUUUGAUAUCUGACACAUCGGAAACCCUAUUUUUAUGCAACCAUUCGAGUGGUUAUAUCUCGAUUCUAAACCAUAUGGUUUGUGUCUUUGACUACCAUUCUCAGUCAUUGAUAUGGGCAUCUGUAGAAUAGUUGAAUGUAAAGGUACUCGAUUUCCAAUCAAUCGAUCAUACUUUGAUUAGAAAAAUAUAAACAACGCAGGGUCUGGCACAUAUGUAUGUGGAUCACUGAGGCAGAUGAUCUGUAUCGAAUGAUUUCACUGGCCCUACAUGUAUACCGACCUCACUUGUUACACUUACUACCAUAGCAAAAACGUAAGGAAAUAAAAAUGAAGUUCAUAACACUAACAUUCUUUACUCUUUAUUGUAUUCAUAGUUAUUCUAUUUUCAUGCAUACCUCAAGUACAAAUAUUCAUCCUAAACAUUUAUUGCAUUAAUGUGCUAGAUUUUCCCAGAAAAUCCUUUUUUAGUUGACAUUUAAUGAUUAGGUGCAGAAUAUAAAAUUUAUGCACUUUCCAUUUUGUAGUCUCAAUUUUUGUGAAUGACUACUGUCACUAGUAGUUCUAAGCAACCAGUUUGUGUUCCUGAUAGUGUGACUGAAGAUAAGGUUGUACAUUGGAAAAUACAUCGUCGACAACUCGUUAACCCAUCGGUUUCUAUCUGCGAACUUGUUGAUGACGCGUCUGGUAAGAUAGACAUUAGAGCUCCUGGCUAUGGUUGGGUAACCAAGAUGAAAGAUGAAGGUGCUGUAGUUGUUCCUGGAUGUGUUCUAUUCAACUUCCUACCAUGCACACAUCACGUUGUAAUGAAAGACUUGUGUGCGGAAUGCGGUGCCAAUUUGCGUAGAGAAGGAGGGAUAUCAGGUGAACGGAUUACUGAUGCUAGUGCUAGUAUACCAAUGGUGCAUGCAAUCCCAGAACUUCAUGUCAGUGAAACAGUCGCAGAUGAAAUCGCUUUACAGGAUCAACAAAGUUUAUUGGCUGCUCGAAAACUUGUUUUGCUGGUUGAUCUUGAUCAGACAAUAAUACAUACAACUAAUGAUCCAAAAGCUUUUAAAUAUAAAAAUGUACAUCGAUAUCGUUUGCCAGGAUCACCACUUGUUUAUCAUACACGAUUAAGACCUCAUUUAGAAAAAGUGUUAGAUUGUCUUAGUCAGUAUUAUCAAAUGCAUAUCUGCACUUUUGGUAACCGUGUCUAUGCACAUCAACUUGCUUCAAUGAUUGAUCCAAAACGUAGGUAUUUUUCACAACGUAUCCUAUCACGCGAUGAAUGUUUUAAUCCAGUUACAAAGUCAGCAAAUUUAAAAGCAUUAUUUCCUCGUGGCCUCAACCUAGUAUGUAUUAUUGAUGAUCGCGGUGAAGUAUGGGAUUGGUCUUCCAAUUUAAUUCAUGUUAAACCAUAUCGCUUUUUUCCAGAUAUUGGAGAUAUUAAUGCCUUUCCAUGGUCAUCACAACCAUCAUCAUCUUCAAUCCAUACUUCGUCAUCUUCUGAUAGUUGUACAUCGACUUCAACAAAGGUCACAGAAUCCUCCUCCUCAGCGUUAUCAAAUUGUUCAAAUGUUCAAUUGAUCGAUAAAUCUGAUCAAAAUAUGAAUUCACAGGUUAGUGAAGUUAAUGAGAAUAUUUUAUCACACGAUGUGGAAGCAAAGUCAAAUAACAAGGAUAAUACUACAACUGCUAUCAGCAAUAAUGAAAAGCCGGUUCUCUGUACACUGGAUAAGACUAAUGAUGAUGCUUCUAUUACUACUACUGAUAAUAAUAAUAUUGAAUUUUGUCAAACUCAAUCAACUAGUGCAAAUGUCACACUAAACUUAUCCAAAUCAACUGAUAAUAUUGGAGACCAUAUAGACGAUAAUUCCACUACAACUACCGUUGUUGUUGAUGAUGAUCAUGACAAGAAUGAUAUUAAUAAUAAUAAUGAUCAUGAUUCAUUAUCGAAAAUAAAAGAGAUAGAAAUAGAAAUAGACGCUGCAGAUGAUGAUUAUUUAUUACGUUUACAAGAGAUUCUAUUGAGAAUUCAUCGAAAUUAUUUUAAAACUUAUGAUCUAUGGCAAACUGGUCAUUAUAAUCGUCAUAAAACAACAUUGAUGACAAAAUCACCAGAGAAUAAACACAGUGACCAUUCAAUAAACUCGUCCAUUGUGAAUAAUUCACGUAAAAAUGUCUGCCUAACAAAUGCGACUGGAAAUACAGAUGUUAUACCCACAUAUUUACCGCACGUUUCUGAUAUUAUAGCCAAAUUAAGAAAAACUGUACUUGGUCCUAACUGUCAUAUCACAUUGUCUGGGUUAUCACCUGCACAUUUUCCUGCUGAUCGGUGCUUAGCUGGUCGAAUUGUACGCAGUUUAGGUGGUAUAUUGCAUGCAAGCUUAAGACUACCGUCAAUAUGCAAUCAGUCAAAUGGUAAUGAUGAUAAGAAUGGUGAUAAUACAACAUCUAUGCCAGUUAACAAGUUGGAGCUAAAAUCCGAAUCACAUGGUAUUGUGCACAGUGUUUCUACUCACUAUACAACACAUUUAAUUGCUUGUCGUAGAGGAACAGAAAAAGUACAUGCUGCAUUAAAAUAUCUUACAAUAGAUAGUAAUAAUCUUCAAGUAAACAAUAAUCCAUCUUCACAUUCACUUCAUCUUGUUUCACCGCAAUGGUUAUGGUCUUGUCAUUAUCAUUGGGAUCAUGUAUGUGAAUCAAAGUAUCCAUUAGAUCGUGAUUUUCAUCCAAGUGAUUUUGAUCCGGAUAUUGAACCGAUUCCAGGUACAAUACGAUAUGCAAAACGUAUGCGACGACACUAUUAUCAUCAUCAUCAUUCCCAUAUUAAUCCUUCUGAUGGACUUCAUCAUCAUUCUACGCAUAAUGAUAAUCGUCCACGUCAUCAUCGCCACGGUCAUAGUCGUCAUCACCACCAUCGUCAUUCUCAACAUCAUACUCAUCUUCAAGAUAAACAUUAUCAUAAGCAUUCACAUAAACAUCAUCGAUUAUCUAUGGAAUUAGAACCGUCUUCUGAUAUGAGUGAUGACAUUGAACAGAAAAUACCUCGUCUAGAUCCAAGUGUAGUCCGAUCCGCUUUAGAUUCUAUUCGUACAGAACGAGAAAACGAUCGAAAACGUAAAUUGAGAAAGAAAUCAAAAACUAAGAGACAUCAUAAACGACACCGUCGAGAUUUAUCUCAUCAUGAAAACGCAAAAGUGAAGAAUAUUUCAUUAAUUGAUAAUGUAACUAUAAAUGAUCAGGGUGGAAUAAUGUCUGGAAAUGAAAGUUCUUCAUCUUCUUCGUCAUCACCAUCAUUGAAAUCUGAUUCCUCUAUAGAAUCAGAUCUUGAUCAUCAUGAGAGACAACCAAAUAAUUCAUCAUCAUCAUUCACAGAACAUUCCACAAAGCAAGGAAAUACUUCAACAGAAAAUUCAAAAUUAGCAUAUUUAUUUGAUGAAUCAUUAUGCGAUCAUAGUGAAAUUUGUCAAAAUAAUAGUAUUAUAAAUUGUGAUCUAUGUAAAUCAACUUCAUCAUUAUUAUGUAAUUCUGACAAGUUACUAAUGAAAAGUCCAGUAGUAGUUGAUCAUUAUGUGACAGAAAUUAAAGAUGAAGGAGAUCAAGAUUUCAAUGAAUAUACAACAACAAGAAAUCUCAUAGAAUUAAACGAUGAUGAAGAAGAGAGAGAAAGUACAGGAAACACAGAACAGUUCAAUGGGGAUGACGACGAUGAUGGUGAAGAGGAUGAGCAUUCCGAUUUAACCAAUGAACAAAUUGAAGGAGAAGAGGAAGUUAAAGCUCAACUCAGUGACUUUUUACCACCUCCAACAACUUUAGUAUUGGCAGAUAAUCCUUUGAUGCACUUACCUCCAGAUGCAACUGGUAAAAUGCUCGCUGAAAUUGAAGAUGCUGUUCUUGAAGAAGUAACUGAAAGAGCUACAUCAGUUCCUCGAGAAGCUGAAAUCUAUGAUCCAGCUAUAGAUAAUUUUAAUGAUUCUUCAUCAACAGAUUCUUCAUCAGACAAUCAAACAUCUGUUAUUGAAUUAACUAAAUUUCAUAAAUCUCAUAAUACAACUAAUGAAUUAAUGAAAAAUCCAAUGGAAUGUGAUCGUAGAACAUUAAAUUGGCAGGUACAAAGGGAAUUACUAGUACGUAGACGUCAUCGUGCAUCUCCUGUAGAAACUACAAAAAUUGACCGCGAAAUUCGCCGUUUAGAUCAACGUUUCUGUAGGGAAAGUCGACGUCGACGCUCAUGCGAUGAUUUAAUGUUUGGAUCAAUGAAAUCAAUUAACAGUGAUAAUGAUAAUUUCUUUAAUGAAUCGGACAGCGAUUGUGAUUCAUACGAUGCUGAUUAUCCAAAAGGUUGGGGCCCUGACGAGCACAUUCACAAAGUUCCUAAACAUCGCUUUUCAAGUCAUAAACGUUGGCUUAUUGGUUCACAUCAUCAUAAAUGUAGUCGUUUAUCUGUCUCUCCAGCAAUACACUCUGAUCCUGAACCGAAUACUAAUUGGUGGAUACAAGAUACAGAAGAUGCAGAAAAUAAAGAAUGGAACACUUGCCCUGAAGGUUAUGAUUAUGCUGAUGCUGAACGUACUCGAGAAAUACUGUAUGAUUCUCGACGUGAUAGAUAUGAAUCAUGCAAAUAUGAAAAUAAUAUAGCUUAUCAAAAAAGAGGUCAUGGUAAUUUAACACGAUGCCUAUUUGGUGCCGAUGAUAGUCCAGAAGAUAUAAAUCAAUCCAGUGCAGAUGAUGAAGAUGUAAUAGGUCCAAUCUCUGAUGUAUCAAUUGGUGAAGAUUCCGGUGACGUAGAAAAUGAUGAAGAAGAUGAAGAUCUAACUGAUGAACGAUGGGAUCCAUUAAGAGAGUUUAUGUAAUAGCUUUAUUCAUUAUAUUUUGUUAUUGUUUAUGAAGUUGUACAUAUAUCUAUCACUUGUUCUCUUUAUAUUAUCGAUUUCUACUUUUGUAGUGUAUGUUUAUAGAGAGUGAUAUUGAUUAUCUUGUUACACCUUUUAAUCAUUCUUUACUAAUCAUAAUUAUUUUUAAACAUACAAUUUUAAUGUUUCUUUUUCUUAAAACAAAAAGUUACUAUGAAAAGACACGAGAAACAAAACCACAUCUAAUUUAUUUUGUCUUUCGUAAUGUUUGGAUCAUUUUGCAAUGAAAAUAAAUGAAGAUUUGCAGUUGAUGAAGUUUCACUACUUUG